ACGUACGCGCGUCGUGAGCGAGAUCAGAAGUGGGAUUUUCCGGUUUUCGAGAGUCCCAGUCGUUUCAGUGUUUUGGUGUGGAUUUUUUACGUGGAUUUGGUUGGAUGUCGGAGUAAAGUGGUGGCCCAAGUUGGGGGUGAAUAAGAAGAAGGCCCAUCUCUAAACAUCCCCGUCUGUUUCCAUAGGAGGACCCGACUACAUAUGCCCGAGGAAUAUUUGGACAAACAAAAGAAUAUGACGGUGCCGAGCCCCUUAUCGUGUAUACGACUCGUUUUGCUUCUCUUCGCAGUUUUGUUGCUUACCAAAGAAUCAUCCUCACUGAAAUCGAUGGUAAUCAAAGUACCGGAGGCCAUCAAAUCUGGUGAUACUGUGACGAUGACUUGCGAGUACGACCUGGAAAACGUCCCUUUGUACUCCAUAAAGUGGUACUGGAACGACGAGGAGUUUUACCGGUACAUCCCCAAAGAGUCUCCUCCAUUUAAAGCAUUUACCGUUAAGCUAGUAAACGUUGACCUCUCCAAGUCCGGCGAACACGCGGUUACGUUAAGGGACGUCCCGAGACAGUUGAGUGGCGAUUACAAAUGCGAGGUGUCCGCCGACGGUCCCUUUUUCCACACGGACAUCUUGGGGGCCCACAUGGUCGUCGCUGACCUUCCCAAUGGAGAACCGGUGAUGAAUAUCAGGGACACCAAAGUGGAAAUCGGGAAGACGGUCAACGUUGAAUGCACCAUCCCUGGAUCACAUCCCACCCCUAAUGUCACGUGGUUUAUCAACAAUAAAGAGGUACGGGAUAACUCGGACUUUAUCACGAUUUACCCGACGCAGUCCGAGGAGCAGCACGUUUCCCGUGCGAAAAUCGCCAUUUUAACGAACAAGUCGCACUUCAUCCAGGGCGUGAUGACCAUAAGGUGCGACGUUGCCAUUUUCGACCUAUGGAAGGGUACGGCGGAGAAUUUUAUUAGGGACGACUCGCCCAAGUUGGCACAGGUGCUCGGUUCGACCCUUAGCCAGAGCCAAAUGGAUCCCAUAUUCGAACCGGGAAACGGUGCCAGAUGGACGGCGAACGUUUCCGACGUCGUUCUGUUCUUUUGUUCGUUGUUGUCCGUUUUCAAACACGCGUUACGAUGACUUGGUGCAACUUAGUUUUAGUUUUAGUGCCGCACUACAUCGGGGAAACUAAAUGGACACGAUUGAUACACUGCUUGAAAAAAAAAGUUAAAAAUUUAAAAGCUCAAUAUCUCGGUAACUAGUGGAGGUUUUUUAAUUAAACAAAAAGCGUGAUGUUCAGAGGAAUGUACUCUAUAAAUAUUGUUUAAUGCUCAAUUUAGUAGGAGGAAUAGUUUUUGAAAUAUUGACCUUUUUAUGCACGCAUCUUAAAAUGCUCAUAACUUGUCUUUUUCAAGCAGUGUAUCUUCGAGGCAUGUUUCAAUGAAAAAUCAACUUAAAAAAAAUCUAAUUUAGUACAUUUUAAGUCACAACAACGAAAUAUGCACAAUAAUUGUACAAUAUGAAAUAUGCCUCGGGAUAAUAAAUAAAUUUCCCGAUUAAUUAAUAUUCAUCGGUUUUUCCUGUUUUGUGUGCAUAUUAUGCCAACAAUUUAUAUUAUUGUGCAAUAAUAAUAAUAAUAAUAUUUUAAUAAUAGUGCUUGUAUAGGAUAGAAAUUGGGUUUUAAAAUAAUUAAUAUAUACAAUUUUAGGGUUAAAAAUGUGAUCCCCCUGUAUAUGUGUGUAAAUAUAUACUUAUAUAGUAAAGUUUUUAUUUUUAAAGAGAGUAAAAAUGGGUUUGCAAGCGUUUAGAUCUCUCUCUCUCUCACACACACACACACACACACUGUUAUUGUUGACAAUGGUAUAGCGAAAUUACGCUUCCUCUCUCUCACUCUCGAAGGGGAUUUUAAAAUAUAAUAGAGCGUCGCAUCCCUUUUGUGGCGAUGACAGCCCUUUCGUCGCUUAUGAAAAUCAAUGAACGUACGUAUGUAAAUCUUAGCAGUGUAACGUUAUGGAAAUUUCCACUGGAAAGUCGUUUAGGCACCAUUGAGGAACUCACAAAAGAAAACUUAUCCAAGAAGGAUUUGUCCUACUUGCAUAAUAUAGAAAUGUUUCAAGUGAAUAUCUCAUAAAGUAUCUGACUGAAUUGUGGCAUGUGACCCCUCAAAUUUCGUGGAAUUUUGCGUAAAAUCUAAAAAUGUAAAAAUAUAUAGGGUGUACUGUAUAAAAUAACAGGGUUUUGACGCAUUUCCGGUGGAGAGAUGUACAAAAAUUUAAGAAAAUUAAAGGUGUUAUUGUAUAUUUGAAUUCUACGUGAAAUUCUAAGAAAUUUGAGGGGUCACUCGAUAUGGUUUGGAAAAAUGGUUUUUGAGAUAUUUCUAUUGGAAAAACUUGAAUAUCUCGAAAAUUCUUUUACUGAAGUAUGACGUGUGACCCCUCAAAAUUCUUGGAAUUUUGCCUAGAAUCUAAAAAUGUAAUAAUAUAUAGGGUCUUAUAUAUAAAAUAACAAAGUUUAGACCCGUUUCCGGUGUAAAGUCAUACAAAAAUUAGAAAAAAUUUAAUAUAAUAUUGCAUCUUUGGAUUCUACGUAAAAUUCUAAGAAAUUUGAGGGGUCACUCGAUAUGGUUUAGAAAAGUGGUUUUUGAGACAUUUCUAGUGGAAAAAAUGAAAUAUCUUCAUAAAGCUUUCACCAAAGUAUGGCAUGUGACCCCUCAAAAUUUUAAGGAUUUAGCGUAGAAUUUAAAAAUAUAAAAAUAUAUAGGGUGUACUAUAUAAAAUAACAGAGUUUUGACGCAUUUCCGGUGGAGAGAUGUACAAAACUUUAAGAAAAUUGAAGGUGUUAUUGUAUAUUUUGAUUCUACGUGAAAUUCUAAGAAAUUUGAGGGGUCACUCGGUAUGGUUUAGAAAAAUCGUUUUUGAAAUAUUUCUAUUGGAAAAAAUUGAAUAUCUCGAAAAUUCUUUUACUGAAGUAUGACGUGUGACCCCUCAAAAUUCUUGGAAUUUUGCCUAGAAUCUAAAAAUGCAAUAAUAUAUAGGGCCUGAUAUAUAAAAUAACAAAGUUUAGACCCGUUUCCGGUGUAGAGUUAUAUAAAAGUGAGUAAAAAUUUAAUGUAUUAUUGCAUAUUUGGAUUCUAGGAAAAAUUUUAAGAAAUUUGAGGGGUCACUCGAUAUGGUUUAGAAAAGUGGUUUUUGACGUAUUUCUAUUAGAAAAAAUUGAAUAUCUCGAAAAUUCUUUUACUGAAGUAUGGCGUGUGACCCCUCAAAAUUCUUGGAAUUUUGCGUAGAAUCCAAAAAUGUAAUAAUAUAUAGGAUCUCAUAUAUAAAAUAACAAAGUUUAGACCCGUUUCCGGUGAAAAGUCAUACAAAAAUUAGAAAAAAUUUAAUGUAUUAUUGCAUCUUUGGAUUCUACGUAAAAUUCUAAGAAAUUUGAGGGGUCACACGAUAUGGUUUGAAUAAAUGGUUUUUGAGAUAUUUUUAUUGGAAAAAAUUGAAUAUCUCGAAAAUUCUUUUACUAAAGUAUAACGUGUGACCCCUCAAAAUUCUUGUAAUUUUGCGUAGAAUCUAAAAAUGUAAUAAAAUAUAGGGUCUAAUAUAUAAAAUAACAAAGUUUAGACCCGUUUCCGGUGUAGAGUUAUACAAAAAUUUAAAAAAAUUUAAUAUAUUAUUGCAUAUUUGGAUUCUACGUAAAAUUCAAAGAAAUUUGAGGGGUCACACGAUAUGGUUUGAAAAAAUGGUUUUUGAGAUAUUUUUAUUGGAAAAAAUUGAAUAUCUCGAAAAUUCUUUUACUAAAGUAUAACGUGUGACCCCUCAAAAUUCUUGUAAUUUUGCGUAGAAUCUAAAAAUGUAAUAAAAUAUAGGGUCUAAUAUAUAAAAUAACAAAGUUUAGACCCGUUUCCGGUGUAGAGUUAUACAAAAAUUUUAAAAAAUUUAAUAUAUUAUUGCAUAUUUGGAUUCUACGUAAAAUUUAAAGAAAUUUGAGGGGUCACACGAUAUGGUUUGAAUAAAUGGUUUUUGAGAUAUUUCUAGUGAAAAAACUGAAUAUCUCAAGAACUGUUUCACUGAAGUAUGGCAUGUGACCCCUCAAAUUUCUUAUAAUUUCCCAUAGAUUCCAAAAAUGCAAUAAUAUAUGGAGUGUCUUUAAUAAAAUAACAAAUUUUCCACACAUUUCCGACCUAUUACUCCUAUUUAUUUGCACCAAAAACUAAGAAAAAUUAAAUUUAAUAUUACAUUUUUAAAUUCUACAUAUUUGAUUUGAAAACAGUAUUAUUGUCUAAAUUGUACAAAAUAUUGUACAAUUACCCAAACGCUUGGAAACCCACCUUUACUGGUCUGAAAAGUCUAGUUCCUCAAAGCGUUACGUAACAACCCUUAGGUACAUGUAAAUAUAAACUGUUUUAGGACAAUAUGCCCCUUCGGGGUUAAACUGUGUCCACAUAAAUGUACUAAGUAGUCGAAUAAGAAUCAGAUAAUUGUACAGUAUUAAUGGAUGUUAACCAUUUCGUCAAUAUUUAGAAUGAAUUAUUGUACGUCUUUUAACCGAAUAAAUAAAUAAAUGUUUUAUUGUUAACAAAAUGGUGUAAGAGAAUAAAUAUAAAAAAUUUGUACAAAU
This is a messenger RNA of Anthonomus grandis grandis, 4596 nucleotides long. RefSeq lists its product as uncharacterized. The record is from RefSeq and is a predicted model, not a curated record. Lineage: Eukaryota; Metazoa; Arthropoda; Insecta; Coleoptera; Curculionidae. The transcript is spliced from 8 exons. The coding region runs from base 202 to 1128 and encodes 308 amino acids.